Messenger RNA from Schizosaccharomyces octosporus yFS286, 1718 nucleotides. RefSeq lists its product as uncharacterized. The transcript has 2 exons. NCBI's taxonomy places the organism in Eukaryota, Fungi, Ascomycota, Schizosaccharomycetes, Schizosaccharomycetales, Schizosaccharomycetaceae. The record is from RefSeq and is a predicted model, not a curated record. The coding region runs from base 85 to 432 and encodes 115 amino acids.
GUUUUCUUAACUAAUUACAAAAACUAAAGCGUACUUUGGGAUACAUUUCUCUUCUUUGUUUUAUAAUAACGGUUGAACUAUACGAUGUCUUAUUUCCGUAGCGGUAUCAUUGGUUUUUUGUCUGGCUUGGGACUUAGUUAUGCUGGCGGUGUCCAGUCACUAUUGUUGUCAAGUAAACAAACCCAAACGGAAUUACAAGUUACGACAGAAUUAAUUCAAGAACAAGUAAAAUCUCAAAAGGAAUUGGAGAACCGAAUUCGAAUAUUGGAAGAAACGGCUUCAAGGUACAAUACUGAAGAACAAGUAAAAGAAUGGAAAACGAUCGUCCAAAAUAUGCACCUUGACCAAUUGGAAUUACAAUCACGACAAAAGCAAGUUGAAGAGGCUCUUGGACACUUAUUAUUAGAACGACAAACCAAGCUUUUGGUAUGAAAAAUGUAAGAUAGUAACGAGAACUUAUUUUGUGUAAAUAUUCGGAUAGAACGAUAUAAACCCAUUUUAUUCAUAUUCAUACUCAUUCUUUUCUCUCUCUAAUUAAUGUACAUUCCGCUUAUGUCGAAGAUGGUCUGUGAAGUACUCGUUCCCAUGGAACAAUUUUCGCUUGGGCAAACUCAUUUAAAGAGCUCACUACUUUUUGAUAGUCCUCCCAACUAUCCAUAUUUGAGCAUUCCUUCAGUUUUUCCGAAAUAGUAUUUGUAUACGUGAGUUCUCCCUGUAAGCGUUGAUAUUCUUCGUCUUGCUUUACCAGUUGAGCCUUUUUCUCUUUCACUUCAUUCGAAAAUUCUUCUAACGACUUUUUAGUAUCAAACACAGUAGGUGGCUCGAUGUCUUUUGCUGCUUGUAAUGUCAAUAAAAUCUGGCUCAUCCAUUCCGUAUUCCUAACAAACCGCGCAGUGCAUAUUUGCUGCGGUGUCAAUUUGUCCAUGAUGUCUCCCUUUUCAAUUUCAAGAUCUUCCGGAGCAAUUGGCGGCGUCACCCCAUUCUGUAUUGUUGUCUUUACUGAUGGGUCAGGUACUUGAUUUGGGGGAACAUUCCCUGAAGGUGCAGCAGCAUUCGCAGUAGAAGGCGUCCGCGAACGUGCUCGUAAUUGAGAUGUAGCCGAAGAUACACUGGCUUCAUUCAUUGGGGUGUCUACUGAGACGUUUGCAGCUGGUGUCCUCUGUUCCCUAAGUAAAAAUGGAGGAGUUCGUAUAUCAGGAAGAGGAUAUUGCCGUAUUUGCGGUGGUUUCGCAAUUGAAAUGUUUGCUGGCACAGAAUCGUUUUCUGGUGCAUGUAUAUAGUGAAUUAACCAGUAAUUAUCAAACCCAAUCCCAAGCAAACGAUAACGAAACCGAGAAUGAACUGUUUUAGGUUCUGAUAAUGGAAAGAAGCCAUGUUUCGCUUCGUGGAUCUCGAGCACCUGUAUCCAUAGUCAAUAUCAGUUAUCUAAAGAUCAAACUAAUUGAUCCAUCAUGCUUCUUAUUGUUGACUUCCAGUCGAUAGUAGAUCUGUUGUAUGGCCAAUCUAAAGAAUCCUUCCUCAAAACACUUACCUUUCCAGUUACCUCUAUAUUAAAGACACGUUCAUUACUCAUAAAAUGCAUACCAUCUGGAGGACAAGGUAACGUUGGUGCUUGCCAAGCUAAAAACAAUGUUCCAUCAUUGGGUUGGUCGACUAGCGUCCAUGAAAACGUAAUCUGUAACAUUAGAAAUGCUUUCUUAUCUUAAAAAGAGAAUACC